Messenger RNA from Phytophthora sojae, 2052 nucleotides. RefSeq lists its product as hypothetical. Gene Ontology annotation, biological process: tetrahydrofolate interconversion. Gene Ontology annotation, molecular function: FAD binding; methylenetetrahydrofolate reductase [NAD(P)H] activity. The coding region runs from base 1 to 1776 and encodes 591 amino acids. The record is from RefSeq and is a predicted model, not a curated record. The transcript has a single exon. Lineage: Eukaryota; Oomycota; Peronosporomycetes; Peronosporales; Peronosporaceae. Gene Ontology annotation, cellular component: cytosol.
AUGAAGAUCAUCGAAAAGAUCAACGCGAGCGUGGAGCGCCAGGAGGUGUUCUACUCGUUCGAGUUCUUCCCGCCCAAGACGCCCGCGGGCGUGGACAACCUGUACGCGCGCAUGGACCGCAUGGCCGCGCUGGAGCCGCUCUUCUGCGAUAUGACGUGGGGCGCCGGCGGCUCGAGCGCGCAGCUGACACUGGAGCUGAGCGCCAACGCGCAGAAGCUCAGCGGCCUGGAGAUGCUCAUGCACAUGACGUGCACCAACAUGGCCGAGGCCGACAUCAAGAAGGCGCUGGACCAGGCCAAGGACGCCGGCAUCCACAACAUCCUGGCGCUGCGCGGAGACCCCGUGCGCGGCGCCACGAGCUUCGACGAGUGCGACCGCGGCUUCUCGCACGCCGUGGACCUCGUGCGCUACAUGCGCGAGCACUACGGCGACCACUUCUGCAUCGGCGUGGCCGGCUACCCCGAAGGCCACAUGGAGAGCAGCGACAAGAAGGCGGACAUCCAGUACCUCAAGGAGAAGGUGGACGCCGGCGCCGACUUCAUCAUCACGCAGCUCUUCUACGACGUGCAGGUGUUCGUGGACUUCGUCAAGGAGUGCCGCGCCGUGGGCAUCACGGUGCCGAUUAUCCCCGGUAUCAUGCCCAUCCAGAACUACGGCGGCUUCGAGCGCAUGACGUCGUUCUGCAACACAUUCGUGCCCGAGGAGGUGCGCAAGGCGCUGGAGCCCAUCAAGGACAAUGACGAGGCCGUCAAGGACUACGGCGUGCAGCUCGGCAUCACCAUGAGCCAGCAGCUGAUCGACGCGGGCGUGCCCGGCCUGCACUUCUACACGCUCAACCUGGAGCGCUCGGUGCGUCGCAUCCUGGAGGGACUGUUGUCGCUGUCUAGUCGUGUCCCACGUCGUGAGCUGCCCUGGCAGACGUCUACGCUGUCCAAGCGCGCGGCCGAGACUGUGCGCCCGAUCUACUGGUCCAACCGCCCCAAGAGCUACGUGCACCGCACGGCCAUGUGGGACGAGUACCCGAACGGCCGCUGGGGCAACAGCGAGAGCCCCGCGUUCGGAGAGCUCACGGAGUCGCACUUUGCGCCCUCCAGCACAUCGACGCCCAACGAGCGGCGCGCCAUGUGGGGCGAGGCCCCCGCCACCAAGGAGGACAUUCGUCGCACGUUCGUGCAGUACGUGCGCGGCGAAAUCUCGAGCCUGCCGUGGUGUGACGCCGCGUUGCACGCCGAGACGUCGACCGUCCAGCAGGAGCUCGCUGCUGCCAACUCCGCUGGAUUCUUGACGAUCAACAGCCAGCCACGCGUGAACGGCGCGCUGUCCGACGACCCCAUGUUCGGCUGGGGUGGCCCCGGUGGCCGCGUGUACCAGAAGGCCUACGUGGAGUGCUUCGUGUCGCCCGAGAACAUGAAGAUCAUCAUCGAGAACGCCGCCAAGAAGCCGUCGGUGCAGUACCACGCCGUGAACCUGAACGGCCACUCGUACUCGAACGCCAGCAAGUCGGCCAUUGCCGUGACGUGGGGCGUGUUCCCCAACAAGGAGAUCCUGCAGCCCACGAUCGUGGACAGCAGCAGCUUCCUGGUGUGGAAGGACGAGGCGUUCGCGCUGUGGCUCAAGCUCUGGGCGUCGCUGUACGAGGACGGCAGCCAGUCGGCCAAGCUGCUGCGCGAGGUCCACGACACGUACUUCCUGGUGAGCAUCGUGGACAACGACUUCGUGAACGGCAACAUCUGGGACCUGUUCGAGGCCUCGGUCUCCCCGGCCACCUCGCCGUAAGCAUGGCAGAGCAAGGAAGGACAGAAGUCGAUGAAGGAGAAGAGGAAGAGGAGGAAGAGGAAGAAGAGCUUGUGGCUCCGGAGGCUGCGUGCUUGUGGCAAUUUUACACUACGCCCGAUCCCGUCCUCCCCGACGCAGAGGCUGGUUGAUACAGAAGACCGCCUGGUGCCUCAGGGACGAUGGGAGAGCACGCAGUUCGAGCUACAUUUUGCAUGUCGUGCAAGUUGCACUGGCCUAGAACUUACCAAUAUCAACCACUGCAUAUUUGCUACCAUC